Messenger RNA from Alosa alosa (allis shad), 2337 nucleotides. Its product is annotated as protocadherin Fat 3-like. Gene Ontology annotation, biological process: homophilic cell-cell adhesion. NCBI's taxonomy places the organism in Eukaryota, Metazoa, Chordata, Actinopteri, Clupeiformes, Clupeidae. The record is from RefSeq and is a predicted model, not a curated record. Gene Ontology annotation, molecular function: calcium ion binding. The coding region runs from base 1 to 2337 and encodes 778 amino acids. The transcript has 13 exons. Gene Ontology annotation, cellular component: plasma membrane.
AUGAAGCUGACCCCUGGCGUGGCGCUGCGGGCUGCCCGCGCCUGCGACCAGGGCUUCCCCGAGCGACAGCACGCCCACCGUCACUGUGGAGAUCGCCCGGCGUCAAUGACAGCGCCCGCCGGAUUGGCCAGCUGCUCUGCACGCAGGUCAGCGGGGGGGCGGGGCCCGGGGCAACCUGUGACACGCGUGUGGGCCUGGGACGCAGACGAACAGGCCAUGCCCCUCCACUACUCGCUGCUGUCGGGCGACGAGCGUGGCCUGUUUAAGCCCACCCCUGAGCGGGCUGUGGACGCGGGUGUCCGCCUCCAUACCACGGGCGACACGCGCUUGGACCGGGAGCAGCUCGAGACGGCUGUCCUUCACGGCCGGCGCAGAGAGGAUGAGGUAUGGCCGCCGCGGACUACUGCAGCGCGGCGCCUGACAAUCCUGGACGAGAACGACAACGCGCCGCAGUUCGAGCCAACAGAGUGCCGCGUCAGUGUGAGAGCACACUCCUGCAGCCUCUCUGCUCCACUCAGGUUCAGGCGUGGGACGCUGACCAAGGCUCUUAACGCGACAGCUACCUACAGCCUGUGCAAGCCCGAGGCUAGCCAAUCACAGCUCUGCUGGAUGUGGGAUCGGACAGCGCCCUCCGAGAGCGCCAAGCUGACCAGCCGCUGGACGCAGGAAUCUCUGCCUGCCUCAGCGUCUCGCCCCUCCCUGCCACAGCUGCCGUCGCCGUGGGACGGCGCGGAGGUGGGAGGGGUCAGGGUUCUGGGCGUGAAUGACCCGCGCCCGCCUUCCAGUCGGCAGCCUAUGAGACCAGCAUCCCGGAGACCGCCCUGGGACCCCGGUCAUGCAGGCUCGUUACCAUGGCAGCGUGGCGGAGAGCGACCCCCAGGGGGAAGUCGUCCAGUGGUGAUAAACACACGGGACGAGGACAGUUCCCCUAGCAACCGCCAGGUCACCUACCACAUCACUGGGGGAGACCGUGCGGGUGUGUUUGGUCUGGGGCUGGUGCAGGGUGAGUGGACGCUCUACGUGCGGAACUCUCUGGACAGGGAACAGCAGGACCAUUACAUCAUCAACGUCACGGCAACCGACGGACUCCACGCCUCCAUCGUGAGUGUGGACGUCACGGUUACGGAUGCCAACGACAACAGCCCUGUGUGUGAGCAGGCGCUGUACAGCCUGUCGGUGUUAGAGGACGUGAAGGUGGGGUCGGUGUUGCUGCGUGUCAGAGCGACGGACGCUGACCUGGACUCCUACGCUCAGAUCCGAUACACACUCACAGGAGAUGGAGCACACAACUUCAGCCUGCACCCACACACAGGUGAGCUAAAGACUGCGGUGGAGUUGGACCGUGAGACCACGUCCCAGUACACGUUGGUUGCUGUGGCGACUGAUGGGGGUGGGCUCUCCUGCAGUGCUCAGGUGUCAAUCACACUACUGGAUGUCAAUGACAACGCCCCUCAGUUGGGCCAAUCAGAGCUCGCCGCCAGCGUCUACGAGAACACGCCCACCAAAGCCCUCAUCACACGCAUCCAGGCCAUGGACCCAGACCUGGGUGCGGGUGGUCGCGUCCUGUUCUCCCUGCUGGACUCUGAGGGUGUGUUUGCGCUGGACGCUGAGUCGGGUGUGUUGUCCCUGGAGCGGCCGCUGGACCGGGAGCAGCGGUCUGCGUGGCGAGUGUGUGUGUUGGCGAGUGACCAGGGAGUUCCACCGCUGUCCGCUCGCGCCAACCUGACCGUCAGCGUGCUGGACGUCAACGACAACCCGCCCGUCUUCGAGCGCCGCGACUACCUGACCGCGCUGCCCGAGGACGUUGCCGUGGGAACGGAGGUGGUGCGCGUGUACGCGGCCAGCAAAGACAUCGGAACCAACGCAGACAUCUACUACAGCAUUCGCCAUGGCAACCAGCUCGGACACUUCAGCAUACACAUCAACACAGGGGCUAUCUCGGUGUGGCGGCCGCUGGACUUUGAGACGUGUUCUGGUUACUUCCUGACUGUGGAGGCGAGAGAUGGCGGGACUCCUCCCCUUAGUGCUGUUACCAUGGUGAACAUCAACGUGUCGGACGUGAACGACAACGCGCCCGUCUUCAGCAGAGACGCCUACAGCGCCACCAUCAGUGAGGAUGCUGCCAUUGGAGACAGCGUCGUCAAGGUGACGGCGGAGGACAUGGACAGUCCACUGAAUGGGGCGGUGCUGUACUCUAUCGCCGGGGGCGACCGUGAAAAGCAGUUCUUCAUCGAGCCAAUAACAGGCUUGAUCCGCGUCAACAAACCACUGGACCGCGAGACGGUGAUGACGUACUCAACUCAUGAUUCCGAGCAACUCUCUCAGGCUGCCUGGUGA